CAGCGGCAAUGGUAGGAAGCACAGCUCCCUUUGACAGCCAAACCCAAAGUUGGGAGGAAUACUCUGAGGUCCUUCACCAUUUUUUUGAAGCUAAUGAAAUCACGGAAGCCGGUUGGCAGAAAGCAAUUUUGCUCAGUGCAGUGGGCAGUCAGACUUACAGUCUUAUGAGGAACCUCGUUAGCCCCGCGAAGCCGGGUGACAAGACAUUUGAUGAUCUUGUUCAGUUAUUGAAGAACCAUUUUAAUCCCAAACCCAGUGAAAUUGUGCAGCGCUUCAAGUUCAAUUCGAGGAACAGAAAGCUGGGAGAAACGGUCAUGGAAUAUGUCGCGUUGCUGAGGAAGUUGGCACAGGAUUGCAACUACGGAGACAAGUUGUCAGAAAUGCUCCGCGACAGAUUGGUUUGUGGGAUUGGAGAUGACCGUAUCCAGCAGAGGUUGUUGUCACAACCGGAUUUGACUUUUGACAAGGCAUUGAAGCUGGCCCAGGCUAUUGAGACAGCCAGCAAGGAUGUGAAAGACUUACAGUCACCAUCCUCGCAUCCUCACAUGCGAGGGCACCUCAAGCUAUCCAAGGGCUCAGCGAGUGGCUCAAAUACUAAAGGCAACGGAGGACAACAAUCAAGUAAGCAUGUGAAAACUCAGGGAGCGAAUUAUGUGAGCCAUGGUGAGGAGGGACAAGAUGACACCGACACGGAUGAAGUCAUGUUCACACUGUACAAGGUGGAGGAGCUAGAUAUACAGGCCGAAGAGCCUUUCAUAGAGACACUGACAGUGGAUGAGACUGAAAUGCAGUUUGAAAGAGACUCGGGUUGUGGUGUAACAGUAAUGAACCACUCCGUGUUCAAACAAUUAAGGCAGGAAGAGGAACCAGCCCUACAACCCUGCAGAGUGAGACUCCGAACAUACACAGGACAGAGAAUAAAAGUCUUGGGAGCAGCGAUGGUCAAAGUGCAACACAAAAACUCUGAAAAGAUGCUACCUGUGGUAGUAGUGGAAGGAACAGGCCCUAGUCUGGUUGGCAGGAACUGGAUUAGGAGGUUAGGCUUAGAGUGGAAACCGGAACCCCAAAUCAACCACUUAAGGGAAGAGACCUUGGAGGAGGUACUUGGGGAGUAUAUGGAGGUCUUUAAGGAAGAGCUGGGGAAAUUCAAAGGGCCGCCAGCAAAAAUAUAUGUGGACAAGGAUGCCCGCCCCAAGUUUUUUAAGGCCAGACCUGUUCCAUAUGCCAUGAGAGGAAGGGUGGAGGCUGAACUGGACCGUCUCAUAGCCCAGGACUUAAUCGAACCAGUGAAAUAUGCUGAGUGGGCAGCACCUGUGGUUCCGGUGCUCAAACCAGAUGGCACAGCAAGGCUGUGUGGAGACUACAAACUGACAGUAAAUCAGGUAUCAAAACUAGAGCAUUAUCCAAUUCCCAGAAUUGAGGACCUGUUUGCCAGGCUGUCAGGUGGACAGAAAUUCACUAAACUAGAUCUGAGUCACGCAUACCACCAAAUCCCAUUGGAUGAGGAAGCAAAAAGGUAUGUGACCAUUAACACACACAAGGGCUUGUUUACAUACAAAGUGUUACCUUUUGGAGUGUCAUCUAGCCCAGCUAUUUUUCAGCGAACCAUGGAGGGAUUGCUGCAGGGCAUUCCUGGGGUGGCCAUUUUCUUGGAUGACAUCUUGCUGACAGGAAAAGAUGACCAAGAGCACCUGCAGACUCUUUCCACAGUGCUAAAGCGGCUACAGGAUGCCGGUCUCAGGCUCAAGAGGACCAAGUGCUCGUUCAUGGUUGAGGAAGUGAUGUUCCUGGGACACAAAGUGGAUGCAACAGGACUGCACCCAGUCAAUGAGAAGGUACAAGCAAUUCAAGAGGCACCCACACCUUCAAAUGAGUUAAAGGCAUACUUAGGGCUUUUGAACUAUUACAACAAGUUCCUGAAAAAUCUGUCAACGGUACUGGCUCCACUGCACAAACUACUGAAGAAAGAGACAAAGUGGCAGUGGGGAGAGGCACAGCAGGCAUCAUUUGAAAAGUCAAAAGAAAUUAUGAAGGACAUUGUGUUGUCAUGUGAUGCUUCACCCUAUGGAAUAGGAGCCUUGCUGUCACAUCGCAUGUCGGAUGGAACUGAAAGACCCAUUGGAUUUACAUCACGGACCCUCAAUGCUGCAGAGAAGAACUACUCUCAACUGGAUAAGGAAGGGCUGGCAGUGUUGUUUGGAAUAAAACGCUUCCACAAGUACAUUUAUGGACGGAAGUUCACUAUAGUGACAGAUCACAAACCAUUGUUGUCACUUUUUAGUGAGAUGAAGGCAGUACCACAAAUGGCAUCACCCAGGAUCCAACGAUGGGCUGUAACCUUGAGAGCUUAUGAAUAUACAAUCGUGUACAAAGAAGGGAAGUACCACAACAAUGCUGAUGCCUUGAGCCGCUUGCCGUUACCAGAGAAACCUGUCCUGGAGAGGACAGAAGAGAGGGUUCUCAUGCUGGAGAGCGCCGACAUUACACUGGUAACUGCUGAGCAAGUGAAGACAUGGACAGACAAGGAUCCAGUACUCUCACGAUUACACCCCUGGGACUGGCCUGACAAGCCAUGGAGUCGUCUUCAUGUAGAUUAUGCUGGACCAUUUAUGGGGAAGAUGUUCUUUGUGCUGAUUGAUGCUCAUUCAAAAUGGAUGGAUGUGUAUCCAGUAAACUCUGCUACUUCAGCCACCACCAUCGAGUGUUUACGUACCAGUUUCAGUAACCAAGGACUGCCUGAGUUGUUGGUGUCUGAUAAUGGCACAUGUUUUGUCAGCACAGAGUUUAAAGACUUUCUGAGUAAAAAUGGUAUUCGUCAUGUGAUCUCUGCACCUUACCAUGCCUACAGUAAUGGAUUAGCAGAGAGAGGGGUCCAGAUAUUUAAAAGAAUGAUGAAAAAGUGCCCAGAAGGCACACUAACAGCCAAGGUAGCCAGAGUGUUGUUUAGUUACAGAGUAACUCCUCACACUACAACAGACCUGUCACCCGCAGAGCUGCUGCAGGGAAGGAAACUACGUUGCACACUGGACUUAAUUCACCCAGACCUCAGCCUCAAGGUACAAGGAAAACAAGAAAGACAAAUAAGAGAUCAUGACAGGAAGGCAAGGGGACGCUGGUUCAAACCAGGUGACUCAGUACUGACCCAAAACUUCAGUCUUGGACCCAAGUGGAUUCCAGGAAUCAUAGAGUCAGUGACAGGUCCCGUAUCCUACAAAGUGCUGUUAGGUGAUGGGAGAGUCGUCCGGAGACAUGUGGACCAGAUUCAUACCCAGCAUCAGAGACUAGAGCUAAGCAGUGCGGGACAUCAAGCUGAGUCAACUAAGCAAAGCUCAGCUGCCAUCCUGGAAGAGAAAUGGCUGGAUGUGGGAGAGACGGUGCUUGUCAGUGAGAAGUCGGAGAAGCCAGCAGCUACAGAAGCUGCAGGACAAUCAGAGACAGACAAAGGGACCGUGGCACUGGAAAGUCCAGUGAGGAGACAGUCAAAAAGGGAAACCAAGUUGCCUGGUUACCUUAAGGAUUUUCAGUUAACUAAGUAGGGACUUAAUAAUGGGGGCACUUGAAAAAAGAUAAAAAUAAAAAAAAAUAACCAA
Messenger RNA from Micropterus salmoides (largemouth bass), 3590 nucleotides. RefSeq lists its product as uncharacterized. Bases 9 to 3536 code for a protein of 1175 amino acids. The record is from RefSeq and is a predicted model, not a curated record. Lineage: Eukaryota; Metazoa; Chordata; Actinopteri; Centrarchiformes; Centrarchidae. Gene Ontology annotation, molecular function: nucleic acid binding. Gene Ontology annotation, biological process: DNA integration. The transcript is spliced from 3 exons.